This is a messenger RNA of Hyaloperonospora brassicae, 2463 nucleotides long. The record is from the annotation of a GenBank genome assembly. Lineage: Eukaryota; Oomycota; Peronosporomycetes; Peronosporales; Peronosporaceae.
AUGCUUCUGCUCGCGCUCUUCGUGCGAGGAGAGCUCACGGACGUCACUUUUGCACGGGCCAAAGACCCCAGUGCCCCGGCGGAUGUUGGCCCGCGCUUGUCGUCGCGAACGUUUGCGGGGCUGGACGCGAUGCCGGCGACAGUGGCGCCGGCUCGAGGCGGAGGAGGACGAGGAGACGAAGACGACGAGGUGACUGUGUCGUCGUCCGUGACAAAGGCGUUUCGUUUCGUUCGAGAUGGCGUGACGAGCGCGAGUUGGACGGCGAUACCGUUGCGUGCGAAUGCGACGCCCCCUGUAAAUGGAGUCAACGAGGGACCUUCGACCGCAUCGACCGUCGUGUCUGCGGUUGUCGAGACGACCGCCGACGCAACAACGACGACAACCGAAACGCAUACGGAAGCUCAAGUGGAGACGCUGCCUCCUGCUGCUACUGCUGCAGACGCUACUGAGGCACCGAAAGCUCCUGAUGUCGAUAACAAAGCGCCAGUGCCGGCUGAAGCACCGACACCAGCUCGAGUCAUAGACCCGACACCAGCGCCGAUUGAAGGUCCGACGCCGGUCAUUGUGCCGGCAGAACCUCCGACACCAGCUCCAAUCAUAGAGCCGACGCCGACACCGGCGCCGAUUGAAGCUUCAACACCAGUGCCGGCAGAACCUCCGACACCAGUGCCGGCAGAACCUCCGACACCAGCUCCGGUCGAAGCUCCAACACCAGUGCCGGCAGAACCUCCAACACCAGCUCCGGUCGAAGCUCCAACACCAGUGCCGGUAGAACUUCCGACACCAGUGCCGGCAGAACCUCCGACACCAGUGCCGGCAGAACCUCCGACACCAGUGCCGGCAGAACCUCCGACACCAGCUCCGGUAGAACCUCCGACACCAGCUCCAGUCAUAGAGCCGACGCCGACACCAGUGCCGGCAGAACCUCCGACACCAGCUCCGGUCGAAGCUCCAACACCAGCUCCAGUCAUAGAGCCGACGCCGACACCAUUGCCGGCUGAAGCUCCUACGCCAGUUCCAGCGGAAGCCCCUGUGCCGGCUGAAGCUCCUACGCCAGUUCCAGCGGAAGCCCCGACGCCUGCUCCGGUAGCAACUCCAAUAGCUCUUGUUCCAGCAGCGCCAGUGCCAGCUGAUGUCAACGUGUCUACGCUGCCCAACACCACAACGACGGAUGCCUUGCCAAUCGUCCCAGCAGGCACCGUCGCUCCUCCUCUUACGACGGAUGAUGAUGGAUCAGGUGGACCCCCGACCCCAAUCACGACGCCGACAGCAGCAGCAGCCCCAACUCCACCGAUAGGUGUCCCAACAACAGGAGACACUGCGGCUCCAGUCGCUACAUUGCCCAUUGCGGGCAUAUCUUCCGGCAGCACGUCCGAGCCAGCGAGAGGUCCGAGAGGUCCGUUCGACUUGAACUUUGCCUCGUUGUCCUCGACCGCUUCCUCGCGCGACUACGACGACACGUACGAAGACACGACGCAGGACGAUGCCGCCGAAAACAGCAGCAGCGCCGAUCGGCCAACGGGUGACAGCGUGGACGCUUCGUGGGUGCUCACGUUUGCGCCGAUCAUCGCGGACCCGACGGACACUCCUGCCGUGGCGAUCCAGCACGUCGACGACAACGACGACGACGACGUCCACCACAGCAACGCCAACACGUCUUCAGGACGGCCGACCCCACUUGGCGGCUGGAAACUCGCGCUCGUUAUUGUCGGCGCCAUCUGCGUCGUCAUCGUGUCCGUCAUCUCCGUGCACCUGCGCCACGUGCGCGUGUCGGCGGCGAACAAGCGCCGACGAGACAGUUCGCAGCAACGCGCGCUGGACUCGUUCUUCCGGCAAACGCGUGCGACGCUCGGUCGGGACACGGGCCUCUCGUCCGGCGUGUUCGUCACGGACCCGCUCACGCCACGGGACGAGAUCGCCGUGACAAUGCCGAGUGGCGGCGGUCGACUCCGGACGAAGACGGCCGACUUUGCGGCCACGAACGCACUGUCCUAUGCCUCCGUCCGCAGACCGAUGACGCCUGGCGCGCUCGACACACCGACGGACAGCCAGCAAGGCAACGAGUACGACUCGUUCACCGGUCCCGUGCCGCUCGCGCGGUCGUCGAGCCCUCCCGCUUUCUACUACUCCAACUCGGUGGCGUCCGACGCGAGCUCUGUCUCGUUCGGGAGCAUCGGUCCGUCUUCGUCGUCGUUGGUGCCAUUGCCGUCUGCGAUCCGAGGAACGCGGGCGUCGUCCGUCACGUUCCGUGCCGACGCGAGGGAAACGUAUCGGUCCGCGCAGUCGAGCAGCAACUUCUCCGUGCGCUUCGCCUCGUCCGUGUCCUCCGACCGCACCAGUUGGGCGAGUACGCCCCAAGCACAGGCGAACGCGUCGCUACUCUCAGCUCCGACGUCCGAGCGCACGAACGCAUCGAGGAGGGGACAGCACGUCCAGCGCUCGUCCGUAUUAGACGGUUUCUAA